AUGCCGCCUUCACCGCCGUCCCCCCACCCGGAAUCACAGUACUUCUCACUGAAUCCUCAACGCUGCUUCUUUCCGUUGCGCACAACCUCAAGCAUAAGCCAAGAUCUCCGUUUAGGUCCAACGAACUCAGCUUGCACCUGUCUACACUUCUCACAAUAUCACACUCAUCCUGUACAAAUGGCUAUCAAUUGGAAAGAGUCAGACGCGAAGGACCGCCUCCUUGCCGCAGUUAUUGCUGCUUCAACCCACCUUAACAUGAACGAGGUAGCACGUCUCUUUGGCCAGGGCGCGACCUACGAUGCCGUCGAAUGCCAGCUUCGCAAGGUCAAGAAGUUGGCAGCCAAACUGAAGGUAGAAGCGGCUGGACGUCCCAGCGCGGCCGUGGUGCCCUCCAGGUCCAAGUACAAGACCAUCGAGAGCCCAGCCAAGACUCCCGUCAAGACCGGUCGCGUCGCCAAAGCCAUGAAGGCCACUGACCGCAAGACCAAGGUCAAGUUGGAGCUGCUUGAAGAUGAGGUCGAUGCCGUCCUUGACAGCACAGCCAGCGAGGAACUCGAGGAGUCAGUUUGA
Molecule: messenger RNA, 570 nt
Organism: Ascochyta rabiei
Lineage: Eukaryota; Fungi; Ascomycota; Dothideomycetes; Pleosporales; Didymellaceae
Exons: 4
Coding region: 1-570 (189 amino acids)
Source: RefSeq, a predicted model, not a curated record